AUGGUGAACAGUGCCAAUAAUGAAAAAAUUGAUUCUCUUACGCGUGAUCUCACAUUGAUGCAAGAACGUUAUCAAAAACUACUUGAUGCACAUGGACAUUUACAAAUGCAAAAUAGUUUAUUAGAAGAACGAAUUCUAUCGAUUGCUGAAAUAUUUUCCGAUGAAAAAUUUCAAUUAGAACAAGAAUUAAUUGAUGCUAAACAAGAAAUUUCGAAUUUUAAAGAUACAAUUAAUGAAUUAACAAUUGAAAAACAACGAUAUAAAGAUGAUUGUAAUCUAGCUGUUAGUCUUUUACAUCAAAAUCCACAUGAAUUCAGUUCUACAACAUCAGAAGAUAUCCAGAAACAAUUGAACGUUAAAAGCGAAUUAAUACCUACAAGUCAACAUUUGCAAUCACCUCAUAGUAUAGUAAUACCUACUUUUCCGCCGAGUUUCGCUACGACACUUCAAUGGCUGAAUGCAACGAACUGUGCAUUGUCAGCUGAUAAUCACAGUGCAACAAUAGCAGCUAUGGAUAAUCUUCAGCUCGCUGAAACACUAUUUAAAUCAAAUAAUGUUCAUCGCUAUCCGUCUACUCAGUUUACUUGUGCCAAAUGCCAUCGAACCGUUAAAUGUUGUGAUAUAAGCGUUCAAACAUCUUUUGCUGAUGACAGUUCAACAUCUCGAAUAGAUGCUGUAUCACAUGCUUCACCCAAUAGCGAACAUUAUAUUGAUAGUGGAUGGGUCCCAUUUGAACCUCAUUGUUUACAUAUGAAAGUAAAAAAAUACCAAAUAGGAAAUAUUAGAAAAACACAUCAAGAUAUAGGAUUACGGGCUAAUUCAAUUCCGCAAAUGCAUCAUGUUUGA
Rotaria socialis is the source of this 846-nucleotide messenger RNA. Lineage: Eukaryota; Metazoa; Rotifera; Eurotatoria; Philodinida; Philodinidae. The record is from the annotation of a GenBank genome assembly.